Molecule: messenger RNA, 6485 nt
Organism: Hippoglossus stenolepis (Pacific halibut)
Lineage: Eukaryota; Metazoa; Chordata; Actinopteri; Pleuronectiformes; Pleuronectidae
Product: ephrin type-A receptor 7
Exons: 18
Coding region: 310-3384 (1024 amino acids)
Biological process (GO): protein phosphorylation; axon guidance; cell surface receptor protein tyrosine kinase signaling pathway
Cellular component (GO): neuron projection; plasma membrane
Molecular function (GO): ATP binding; protein binding; transmembrane-ephrin receptor activity
Source: RefSeq, a predicted model, not a curated record
UGAAAACCCUCAGUGCUGCUGGUUCGACUCCCGUGGAAACACCUGGGCGCUGCAGCUCCUACGAUAGGUCCACUCUCACGCACCCUUCCACUCCACAUCCCAGCUCAUUGCGCACGCCCGCUGUCAAUCUCCUCCACUAAACCCUCCCCCGAGAUAUGAAAUAGGCCGAGUGGCCGCCCGGCUCUUGCACUAGUUGCCCAGACGGCGUCCCGCUUCCACCCGAACACGAGAGCCGCGUCUCUGCUGCGGUGCGUCGCGCGCAAGGCUGGACAGAGAUGACAAGAGCCCCGCGGAACUGUGCAGACAAACAUGGAUCUCCGUAAAACGCUGGUUUCGGUGCUUUGGAUAUUAUUGCUGAGCCGAGUGGAAGACUGUCACGCAGAGGAAGUGGUGCUGCUGAACUCUAAAGAGACUCAGGCUGAGCUCGGCUGGACGUCAUAUCCCCCCAAUGGAUGGGAGGAGAUAAGCGGCGUCGAUGAGAAGUACAAGCCCAUCCGCACGUACCAGGUGUGCAACGUGAUGGAGCCCACGCAGCAGAACAACUGGCUGCAGACCGGCUGGGUGACGCGGCGCGGCGGCCAACGCAUUUUUGUGGAGCUGCAGUUCACAUUACGAGACUGCAACAGCAUCCCAGGUGUAGCGGGAACCUGCAAGGAGACGUUCAACCUCCUGUACGUGGAGACGGACAGAGACCUCGGGGGAGUGACCCGAGAGGACCGCUACACCAAGAUCGACACUAUCGCUGCCGAUGAGAGCUUCACACAGGGCGACCUGGGCGAGAGGAAGAUGAAGCUGAACACUGAGGUGCGCGAGAUUGGUCACCUGAACCGUAAGGGCUUCCACCUGGCGUUUCAGGACGUCGGCGCCUGCGUGGCCCUGGUGGCGGUGCGGGUGUACUACAAACGCUGCCUCGCCACCGUGCAGAACCUGGCAGUGUUUCCCGACACGGUGGCUGAGGCGGCCUUCGCCACGCUGGUGGAGGUGCGCGGCGCCUGCGUCAACAACUCUGAGGUUGACACAGACAGCCCUCCCAGGAUGCAUUGCAGCGCCGAGGGGGAAUGGCUGGUGCCCAUUGGGAAGUGCAGCUGCAGCGCCGGCUACGAGGAGGGACACAGCAGCUGUGAAGCGUGUCCCCCUGGAGCCUACAAGAUGUCCUCCAGGCAGCAGGAGUGUUUCCCCUGCCCGGCCAACAGUGUCGCGGAGGAGGAGGGAUCCGUGGUGUGUGUGUGUGAGGAGGACCACUUCAGGACUCCCCUGGACACUCCCUCAGCCCCGUGCACACGGCCCCCCUCCCCUCCGAGAGAUCUGGUAUACAGCUUGAAGCAGUCCACGCUCAUCCUGGAGUGGGCGGCGCCGUCCGACACGGGCGGCAGGCUGGACCUGACCUACAGCGUGGGGUGCCGGCGGUGUCUCGGGAGACAGUGCGAGCCGUGCGGGGCGAGCGUCGGCUUCGUGCCUCAGCAGGUCGGCCUGACGGAGAGAACGGUGACCGUGGUCAAUCUCCUCCCCAACACCAACUACACCUUCACAGUAGAAGCCUUAAACGGAGUGUCGGAGCUGUUGCCCAACAAGAGGUUCUACACGCAGGUCAACGUGUCAACAAGCCUUCCUGCGCGGUCUCUGAUCAGCGAGCUGCGGGCGGAGAAGAUCGAGCAGAAGAGCAUAACUUUGGUGUGGAGGGAGCCGAUCUACCCGAACAGCAGCCGCACCGAGUACGAGGUCAAGUACUACGAGAAGGAACAAAAGGAUCAGAGUUAUUCUACCAUGAAGACGGCCGCCACACGGAUCAGUGUCAACAACCUCAAACCUGGCACCACAUACGUCUUCCUCAUCCGCCCUCUGUCCACGCCGGCCUCCUCCUCCCUGUCCUCCUCCCCGCUGUCGUCAUCUUCGUCCUCCGCUUCCUCCUCCUCUACUUCCUCCUCUUCUUCAUCAUCCUCCUCCUCGUCAUCCUCCCCGCCACCCAUCGACUAUGGGGCGUACAGCGCUCCCCUGGAGCUGCAGACACUUGGCGAGUUGGCCCUGGCGUCCAGCGAACAGAACCCAGUGGUGAUCAUUGUUGUCGUGUCUGUGGCUGCCCUCAUCAUGCUGCUCUCCAUGGGAGUGGGACUGCUCAUCUGGAGGAGACAAUGUGGCUACAGCAAAGCUUCUCAGGAGGGAGACGAGGAACUUUACUUCCAGUUUAAGAUCCCGACGCGAAGGACCUACAUCGACCCGGAGACCUGUGAAGACCUGCUGCAGGCCGUCCACGCCUUCGCCAAGGAGCUGGACAACUCCAGCAUCAAGAUAGAGAGAAUCAUGCACACAGGUGACUUUGGGGAGGUGUGCCGUGGCUGCUUGAAGCUGCCCAGUAAGAGAGAGCUGCCAGUGGCCAUAAAGACGUUAAGGGCCGGCUGCUCGGACAAACAGCGCCGCUCGUUCCUCAGCGAGGCCGGCAUCCUGGGGCAGUUUGACCACUCCAACAUCAUCCGACUGGAAGGCGUCAUCACCACCGGUAACACCAUGAUGAUCAUAGUGGAGAGCAUGUCGAACGGAUCCUUAGAUUCCUUCCUGAGGAAACACGAAGGCCAGCUGAGUGUAAUGCAGCUGAUGGAUAUACUGACCGGGGUGGCAUCAGGGAUGAAGUACCUCACCGAAAUGGGCUUCGUCCACAAACGGCUGGCCGCACACAAGGUGCUGGUGAACGCCAACCUGAACUGCAAGGUGUCCGGCUUCAGACCUCUACAGGAGGACAAGAUAGAGGCCAUCUACACCACACUGCACGGAGGGAAGAGCGUGGUGCUGUGGACCGCUCCGGAGGCCAUCCAGUACCACCGCUUCUCCUCCGCCUCAGAUGUCUGGAGCUUUGGCAUCGUCAUGUGGGAGGUCAUGUCCUACGGAGAGAGACCCUACUGGGAUAUGGGCAACCAGGAUGUGAUAAAGGCCAUCGAGGACGGCUUCAGGCUGCCGGCUCCAGUUAGCUGUCCUCCACAUCUCCAUCAGCUGAUGCUGGACUGUUGGCAGAAGGAGAGGACGGAGCGGCCCAGCUUCAGCCAGAUCCACUCGGCCCUCAGCAAGAGCAUUCGCUCCCCCGACGGCAUCGGUUCCUCCACCCUGGCACGCAGGACCCUCAGUUCAUCCAUUACAUUAGCAGAAAGACCUCUCCCCUCCUUCCCGUCCUUUAACUCAGUGGGAGAGUGGCUGGACGCAGUGGACAUGGGACGCUACAAGGACAAUUUCACUGCGGCGGGAUACUGCUACUUGGAGUCUGUGGCACGAAUGACUGUACAAGACGUCCUGAGCCUGGGCAUCACUUCCCUGGAGCACCAGAAGCUGAUACUGGCGGCCAUCCAGACCCUCAGAGCCCAGGUCAUCCAGAUGCACGGCCGCGGUGUGCAGGUCUGACGGAACGGCCGACGUGAUGAAGUCUCACGCUGCUGCUGCUGCUGCAGACGGAUGAGGAGGCAGAGGAAGAGAGAGAGAGCGAGAGAGAGAGAAGGAGAGAGAGAGAGAGAGAGAGAGCUCUUCCAGACUAACGGAAAGAUGAGCAGAUCUUUCAGCCACUCCUCUAUUUACUCCUCCUCCCCACACUUCCUCAUGCCUUCCUUGAUAACCUUCCUUCCUUAUUUUAUUACCAUUUUUUUAAAUGAACCCCCCUUCCCCCUGCUGGAGACGAGCGGUAUUCCUGUUGCGACGGAGGAGUGGGCAGCAGAGGAGUGAUGUCAUGUGACUUUUUUUUUCCCGUGUGUGACCUCUAUCUGCACUUUGACCUUCAAUAACUGUGUCAGCUCUGUCUCGCCGGUUUGCGGAUCAGUGCGUCAAAAUCAAACGGGACGCCGUCUCCAGCGGGACGAGGGGGGGGGGGCUCUGGUCUGGAGCUGACCUCCGAGCUGCGGCAGGAGGCAGAGAUUUAUUACGCUGCAAACGCACCAGUUGUCAAAGAAACACAAUUCUUGGGGGGGUGGGUGGAAGUUUCCCUUUACACAGGACAUCGAUUCACCCAAAAAACAAUAUAUGAACUAUUCUACAGGCCUUGGAUCAAAUGACGCUCUCCUCAGACGUGACACAGCUAAACCCACAUCAGACUUAUUUACCGUGACGACGCAGAAUCAUACGAUUAAAGGGACAUUUCUGGAUAUUCAACGUGGCUGGAAUGUAAACCUGUGGUUUCGGACCGAGCUGUCCCGUGUUAGGUUUAGAAGAGGUUGGAUGGACGAACAGUUCUGUGUCGAGCUGUAUACAGUAUUUAACGUGUGAUGAAGGUGAACAGAGCGACGGUAAGUUGUGGGCGGUGAUUUUCUGGACUUUCAGGAAUAUCAGCCCCUCGUUUCUUCUUUUUUCUCUUUGGGGCCACAAACGCUGCAAAGAUCCGCUUGUAAAGCAAAGGGAAUAAAACGAGUUUGAUUUGUUCAGUCAUUCGUUUUACGUCGCCAUCUCUUUCGCUUCCCUUUUGCAUCGUUUCUUUAUUCCCUCCGUCUCUCUCUCUCCUCCGCUGUGCUCUCCAUUCGUUCUUUCUUCUAAUUCCCCCGUUGGCCUCACCCCCCCCUACAAAGGCUUCUCACCACCACGUCUAAUCCUCUGUACAGAACUCAGGCCAACUCUGGAAGAUGGCGUCCAUUCAGUUAUUUAUCCGUAUUUAUUUAUGUUUACGGACUUUGAGGCGAACCUCCGCUGCACCAGAGGUCAAGAGGGUUUAUUUAACUUAAAGUAUUUAACAAAAAAAAAGUAUUGUUGAGCAAUGUCUCGUCGUUUUGUUUCCGUUUGAUUUGUUGUUUGAUUUAUUUACAUGAUGAGCGUGAACAGAUCGGUUGUUUUUACAGGAAGUGACGGGAACACUGGAGGAUUUCAAACCGUCUGCACACAGUAGCUGUGUCCCAAUUCAAUGACGCACCUUCGUGGGCCGCGUUGACCGAAACGUGAAAAGAACCGGUUUUGUCUACGAAGGAUUUUCUGUGAUCAGUCACCAGCUUGUCCCAUCAGCGGUAACCGCUGUUGCCUAGCAACAGAGCUGCACAUGGGCCCGGCAAGAACCUUUUAAUGCUCCUCGUUUUUUAAAAAAUGCGUAAUGUUACCUGUUCGGUUGGUUUAAGUCCAAUACUUUCAUUUUAAAAGUGUGAGCAUUUGACACAGGCCAGAGUAUACCCCAGGGGAUAAACUGUUUUGAUGUUGUUAUCAGUGUUUAACUUUGAACAUUUAUAUUGUAGCGAGGACUUGCUAGUCUUAGAAGUUGAAGUUUCAGGACGUAGUAAUCUUUGAUCUUUGCGGAAGUCUAAUAUUUUUUCAGUUUUUCUGGUUGAAGUAAUAAAAGUCUAUGUUUUAGAGCUUUAAGAUUUAAGUCAGUUAGCUUUCUCACUUUACUUACCUGACAAAGCUGAACCCCCAAUAAAAUGUUGAAAAAUUAAGUAAUUCUUGUGUAUAUCACUCAACACUACUGAUAUCAUGGGGGUAUAAUCUGGCCUGAGGGGUAUGAAUUGGCCUAGGCCAUAAUAUACCCGGGGUAUAAUCUAGCCUAGGCCCCUUUAACCCCAGGUAUAGUCCGGACUGGGGGUAUACUAUGGCCUGUUACACCGGGAUUGAGGAUUCGCCCGUUGAAGCCUUCGUAGUUUGGGGAUCGUUCACGAUGGCGAAGGAGGCGGAGCCUGAAUUGGGACACAGCUCGUACCUAUGUAUUCUUCCAGAUCCACUCUCAUUGGAUUUGCUGUAUACAUCACAGUGUGUAGUGUGGAUACAGUAUCACAGAAUGUCAUUGAGAUGCUAUUUUCUUUCUUUGUUGCUGUCGGAUUAUCAUAGUUUUAUGUUGCUGUUUCUCUGCCGCUCUGCCGCUCUACGUGGUUGCACUCUUGAACUCCCAGAAUCCUCUCUGUACAGUGUUCGGCCCCUCGCCUUUUCUGUCCUAUUUAAAUACAGGCGGUUUGAAGGAAGAAGUUUAUCGGGGCAUUGUUUGAUUUUUCACAGUUUCACACUCGAGCGUACGAAAUUUUUUUGACCGAUUAUUGUCUGGUCUGGUUUGUAUUUGGUACAAGAUGAGUUUUAGUCCUUAUUGACGUUAUCACACACAUGUUAACAUAUCUGGAAAACACUCGGUUGGUCCCUUUACACAACACAACAAACACACACACACACACAAAAUCACGAACAAACAACAGACGACCUCGUCACCACGAUGAAUGAAACUCGAAUCUUCCCCCCCCCCCUCUCUAUCCCCGCCUCUGUUACUGUAACCGUUAUGUUUAAUACUGUAAAUAUGUAUUUGAAAAUGCGAAAUCUAUUUUUAUAAUUUGUUUGAAGAACAACGUGUUGGAUAUGAUAUCUUGCUCACUGUGUAAGGGUUUUGUUUGUUUGAAUUUUAGGGCCAUAGCUGAGAAAACACUGGUGUUUGGAAUAUAAAAACUGAAAAGUUCCUUUUUUUGUUCUUUUGUUAGUUUUUUCGAUGAUUUUUACUUGUUAGAAGAAAAUCUGAUGGCUGUUGCAAUAUUGAAACGUGUUAUUAAAAAAUUACAAUACAA